This is a messenger RNA of Rhizophagus irregularis DAOM 181602=DAOM 197198, 225 nucleotides long. The record is from RefSeq and is a predicted model, not a curated record. Lineage: Eukaryota; Fungi; Glomeromycota; Glomeromycetes; Glomerales; Glomeraceae.
AUGUUGAUCAAUCUGAUCAAUCCAGCCAGAAUCAAAGGAAAAAAAAUGGAAAAUGCUAAUAUAGAUGAAUGGGCACAAUGGAUCGAGGAUAGAAUUGCUAAAGGUUAUAUUAAUUAUCAUGAUUAUAAUGAAUUUCAAAAUAUAAAUUGUAUAGGUACUGGAGGUUUUGGUAAAGUUUAUCGAGCUACUUGGGAGAGUUCAGAUACUGUUGUUGCAUUAAAAUAA